Molecule: messenger RNA, 414 nt
Organism: Condylura cristata (star-nosed mole)
Lineage: Eukaryota; Metazoa; Chordata; Mammalia; Eulipotyphla; Talpidae
Product: cytokine SCM-1 beta
Exons: 3
Coding region: 13-414 (133 amino acids)
Biological process (GO): monocyte chemotaxis; immune response; cellular response to interleukin-1
Cellular component (GO): extracellular region
Molecular function (GO): chemokine activity; CCR chemokine receptor binding
Source: RefSeq, a predicted model, not a curated record
AGGACCUCAGCAAUGAGAACUCUCAUCCUUGCCUUGUUCGGGAUGUGCUAUCUUGCUACACACACAGCGGAAGGUGUGGGCAGUGAAGUCAUUAAAAGGAGUGUCUGUGUACAACUAACCACCAAGCCACUUCAUGUUAAACAAGUCAGCAGAUACAUCAUCGAUGAGGGCCCCGUGAAAGCCAUCGUAUUUAUCACCAAACGUGGCAUUAAAAUUUGUGCUAAUCCAAAACACAAGUGGGUGAAAAAUGUUGUCAAAGAUCUGGAUCGCUCAGCCAAGAAAACCAUGACCCAGACCAUUACUACACGAGUCCAACGAGCCACCAAGGCAGUCACCAACACAGCCACCAACAUAGCCACCAGCACAGCUAUCACCCUGAUUAAUAGACUGGCUACUCGCCCUCUUACCAGUUAG